AUGAAGCUUUCUUGGCAAGUGCUCCUCGGUUCUCUCCUCACGGUUGCGCAAGCUAAAUCACAGUCUUCGAAAGUAUCUCUGUACGUCGGAUCAAUGGCUCCUCUAACUGGGGGACGUUCUUGGUGGGGUGCUGGUAUCACCACAGCAAUGCAAAUGGCGUUUGAGUUGAUAAACAACCGGUCUGAUAUUUUACCAUAUUUCGAGCUGAAACUGCUAGAAAACGACACGCGGGUAAGAGUAAUAGAGUACUGAAUACGGCUACUAAGAGCAUCAACUAAAAGGUGUUUCGAUGCAGUUUUUGGAAACCAUCCCGACAAAGUUCAAUCGCUUUAAAAGUCAUUUUAUCCUUGUCCAAUCGCUAUAAAAUUUUCACCAUUGAUUGACUAUAAAUUGAAGUUUAUCAAAAUGUAGUUUUUAGUAAUAAAAAUCAAUAUCACUAUGACAAAUCUACGAAUUCAAAUCUGCGCGAUCUAGACCCGCUAGUGAAAAACCGACACCAGGAACUUAAAGUUUGGUGUUUAGCUAAUAUCCUCUGUGAGAAGUAAAAUAUUCUGUUUUUUUUCAAUUCAAAUAAAACAUAAAUAUAUUUUAAAACCUAUAUUUUAAUAACAAUCAUAAAAUAUUUGAUGUAAAAGUUCUAAAUAACUCAAAUUACUAUUUCGUAUGCCAUUGCUAGGAAAUUUUGGUGCAUUUUCUUUCUUGCGAUCCUGAAAACUAACCUGUUUUCUCACCACCUGUCUAAGCGCAUAUUUAUCAAUCCUUAAAUUUAAGUUCGUCUUGAAACUUUAAGGUGUUGCAAUGAAUCAAUCUUGAUGAAAGUUUCUGUCAUUACUAUAUACAUCGUGAAGAUUAUGUGAAGCGGUUUUAAAAAAAUUUUGUCGAGCCGUUCUAGAGAUACACAGAAAAGCGCCAAAGGUCAAAAUUUAGAAUACAUAUGCACUUAGACAGGUGGUGGGAAAACAGGUUAGUUGUCAGGAUCGCAAGAAAGAAAAUACACUAAAUUUCCUAGCAUUAAGAUAUGAUAUCAAGGAGUAAUCUGACGCUACGUAAUAUAACUUGAGUAGUUAUUUUAAACUUUUUUAUUAAACAUAAUUGUCACGGCUUAUUGAAAACAUAAGGUUGGAAAUAUAUUCACGUUUUAUUUGGAUUCAAACCAUUUUUUUACUUUUCACGGAGGUUGUGUGCUAAGCAAGACUUAAAUACCACACUUAAAGUUCCUGGUGUCGGCUUUUCAGUAGCAGGUCUAGAUCACGCAAACUUUCAGCUUUUAUCGAUUUCAAAGCUUUCUUUUUCUGUUUUCAUAGUGGUAUCGUUUUUUUACUAAAAAUUCCUUCUUUGUUUUAGUUCAAUUCGUAGUCAUAGAAAAUGGUCAGUGAUAAAGAUAAUAAUGACAAUAAAUGAGGCAUUUUGUACUGAACUAACGGUAUCGGAAACACCGGAUUCAUUAUCUAUCUUGAUUUAAAAAUCUGUGUAUGUGUUUUAAUUUAAAAGUUCAUCUGAUAUUUUGCACCAGUGUCGAUCUCACCAUUUCCUUAAAAUGUAUACCGGAGGUUGCGCCAAAUUGUAUUUUCAAUAUCAUGAGAUCUUUGGUAACUCUGCAUGUUUCCGCCAAAAGAACUAACAUGAGGAUACGAAAAAUGCUUUCCAAAUAUGCCAGUUUACGGAUUAGAAAAUACAUGCUUUGAAAUUCGAAAUGUGGGCUAUUUUUUGGUAAGAAAAAAUGGUUUGUGUGAAUGAAGAUUUUCAUGAAUUUAGUCAGUUAAUUUAUCUUCAGUUUCAGGUUGUUUUGGGUAGUAAGUUCUUCAUUGGAUAAUCAAUAUCCGUGCACAAGUAAUACUUGUACGAUGAAACUUCUUCAAGAGGCAUACAUUAUCAGUAUUAGAUAAAACUUUACAAGUCAGUGCACCUAAAAUCAGCAGGAGGAGUCUCAAAAUAAUUAUGUAUAACACCAUGGCCAGAAAUUCGGAACCUUACCACCCAUAACUCUUUAUUUUCGUGCUAUUUUUGUGUGUGUUCAAUGCCUGAUACAUCGAUCUUGAUUUUAGAGCCGCUUGAAACAGUAGCUUCUCAGUGACGGUGAAUUUCAAAAUUUACACCAGAUGAGCAGAAUAGCAUCUAAAGGACUUAAAAAAGCGGAUUUUUCAGGGAAAAUUGUCGGAAAUCGGGGCUAAUAUUAGUGAUCUGAUGUGCUUAUGGCUCAGUCAAUCUCAAGCGUGCCCAUCUCCCCUCCGGGUAUUUGUCGGGCAUUUGUCAUCGUGUCGGUCCCGGCGGCGGGGAAUUUGUCAGAAAACCUCUGCCCGGGGGUGGGGCAUUGGUCAAUUCUUCAAGAAGCGGUUAACUUCGUUCCUUUUUCAACAUUUCACUUCGAAAUAUGCCUAUUUAGAUAGCUUUAGAUAUUUCUAUUAAGAAUAUUUUUAAUAAUUAUGCUUUAAAGGGCUAUGUGUGGUUUUCGCUCCAUCACUUCCCUAUCCCACAGUAUUUUUUUGCAUCCGUCUAAGAAAUUGGUUGCCGCUAUUGUGAUCAGUUCGCACGUGGAGGAAAAAAAUUAAUGUAUCGUUUGAAGAGUUUAAAGGAAAAGACACUUGCUCUAUGCGUGAAUAGUUGAGGCAGAAAGCCCUAGAAAAACUUUGCGAAAUGUUUGAAAGCUAAUAUAAACUUUGUGUAGGUACGAUCAAUGCGACAAUUACCACGCUGACGAAACAAUUCCAUCGUGAUGAGAAAAAAGUCAUGUUAAGGUCGUCGGUUGUUUGUUUAUUAUUCACCUUAAAGGUCUUCGAAAAUAAGGAAGGUAUAAUUAAAAUUAUAGUUUGUAGUUCUGUCAUUGAUAUUAAUCAGAUGGAUGUGAUCUUUUUUGGAAUGAUUACAACUAGCGGCAAGGGAGCGAUUUGCAUUGCGUAGGUUGCUUCACUCGUUUUGAUCAUAUUAUUAGGGAUUUCCCAUAAAUAUGGCAUUUGCAGUUUAUUUACUGGAAAAUACAAUUUUGGUGUUGUCCGAGGUUGGGGCAUUUGCACCCUAUUUUCAAGCCCCACUGUGGGCCGGGGUUUUUGUAUGAAAGCCCGGCCCCACCUUGGGGCAUUUUUAACUUGUCCAAAACAAAAUGACAAAUGCCCGGGAAGGAUGGGUACGCUUGGAAUUGACUAAGCUAUUAUUUUAGCAGCCAAAUUUUUUUGUCAGUGAGACUGUUGCGUGAAGUCUCACGAAAGAGAACACGGCCAACCAAUUACCGAGUGGAAUAUGAUGAAGGUCCGCUCCUAGUGGUUCCAAAUUUCUGGCCAUGCGGUAACUAUUAUGUUAUCGGUUAAACAAUAACGUAAAUCGGAGGUAACUUGUAUUCAGUUCUUUCUUCUUCGUCUCUAAAAGGGAGAGACUGGUCUCGGGAACAAAAUCCUUUAUGAUUAUAUCUCCAAACAAAGACCAUCACUGAUUUUAGGACCUGGAAGGUCAAAUGUUGCACUCUCUGUAGCAGACACUGCAAAAUACUGGAAAAUUAUUCAGGUUAGUUAUCAUUUUCUUAGUACAGUGAUGCUUUUCAAACCAAGGGGCUAACAAUGUGACAUAUCACGUCUUAUUUUAACCCAAAAAGUAGAUUUGAGAAGCUGAACGCGUGUCUAAAACAGUAACGACUUUUCCUAGCUGGAAACAUUUAAUUUUUCAUGAAAUGCUACUACUAAUAACAAACUUAGAACUUGAAAUGGAAAUAAAAUACUCGCUCGUCAAUAUAAGUGGAGUUUUUAAUAUCUUAUUAAUUUCUUGACACGACGAAAUCCAAGAUGGCAUAAUCAAUACGACGAACAUUUAAAUAAUGAUGGAAUCCGUAGAUAAUAUGAUGCCAUUACGUCAAGUCACGGCUUAACGUUUGGUAUUCUAAAUUCCAACUGUCGUCAUCCAUUCUAGUAUGACAAUAUAGAGGUCUUUCUUUAAAAGCCGUCUCUGACCAUUGACUGAGAGUGAUAAUGCAACUCAGCUCUUUGUUUUUUUUUUUUUGCCUAGAUGUCCGCUUCUGCAGAGAGUGGUGACCUUUCUAAUUCAAAUAAAUAUCCUUAUUUCUUUCGUACAAUUGGUUCAAUUUCUGCAUCGAAAUCAGCGUUUGUGGCUCUUGCAAAGACAUUCCAUUGGAAGAGAGUGUCAAUAUUAUUUUUCAGCAGAGAUAUGUAUAUGAAGGUAUGAAGUACAAUUUUUGUCAUAUUACCUUUAUGCGAUUGCAAACAGUUUCAAAUUCAGGUUUUAUUCUUUCUGUGUUGAUAUUAACAUUAUUCUUUACAUUUAUAUUUAUCGUUGAUGUUCCUUCUAAUUCCUUUCAACUAUCAAAUCAUCGAUCUCAUCUAAGCCUUUUUUCCCGUCUAUAGAUAUUUGCAGUAAUGACAAAUACAUUUUGAACUGUUAGAAUGUUCAUACAUUUCAUUUCUUUCAAAAUCUAAGGCUGCAUCUGAUUUAAAAGACCAAUGUGAGCAAAACAAUAUCACUGUGAAGUCUUAUGGGAGCUAUGCAGAUACAAACGAUGCAGAGAACCAGCUUAAGCACAUCAAGGUGAUCACUAACUAUGAUUUCAGCUGCGUUUUUCAAUAGUUUCAGUUUUGGAAUUAAGGAGAGGAUUGCUUUGGUAGAGCAAGAUAAAAAAAUGUACUAAGGCGAAUGCGCUACAAGAAAUGUGACAUUACGAAGGAUGGUUUAACGGAAAAAUAAGACAACAGUAACAGUCCCAAUAGAGGUAAAGAAAGGGGAAGCCGAAAGUCUUGAGCACUUCGAAAGCAGAGAAUAGGAAUCUAAAAAAGGAGGAUAAAUCACAUACAACGAUGGAUUUUAAGCAGCGACGUUUUUGAGGGACGCACAAAAAAAGGAAGUGACACUUUUUCUCUUUUAUAUGCCUUAACGCUGCCAAAUUUGUUCUGCGAAGUGUCUUUACUCUAGAGUGCGAAAUGUCUUUGGCUCUAGAGUGCUAAAAGUCCACUUCCGGUUGAUGUGCGUCGCUCAAAAAAAUCGCUGGUUAGACUCCCUAUUGAACCGUUUUCAACUAUCACAGAUUAUCAAAUACAAACACGGAUUGGCAAACACUCAUUUUAACAGUUCGGGAGUAUGCCAGUUUUGGAAGAAGCGAAAACAAUGGUCUACGUCACCAACCAUAACAUGAUCACCAUGGCGAUAGUCAUUUUCAAAACAUACAAAAUGGCGGACAAGGGAGAGCAGAGGAAAUAGUAUUGACCAAAAUUCUCGUUUAUUCUUGUUUUAUCGAGCCUUUUAUUUGUCUUUUCGUUACUAUGAAUUGGGAAGUACCUUGAGGACAAGGAGUAACCAUUCUUGCGCUAUAGUUCUUCGCUUAUCGCGCGCUUUAGUAGGCACUGCGUACUCACUGCGUAUGUAAUCAGUACAUCGAAAAUAGGUAAGCACGCUAACAAGUUUUUUCGAAUAUGAUGUUCUGUUGGUUUAUGUCUUGAAGCGGUUCCGUCCAGGUAUACAACAGGUUUACAAGGGAUCUCUGAGGGUAUUGUGCCCGCGUUUUCUUCUUGAAAACCCACCAAGUGAAAAUCUUACUUAUCAUCCCUGAUCAUUUUUUUUUUUGUCCCGUUUCAAAAAAACCUAUUGCUUUCAAUUAUUCCACUUUCUGAAGUUCACUGAUUAUUUGGUCAAGCUUAACAAAUGCAAGAGGCUCUUUAGAAUUUAAUAUACAUAUUGGAAAACUAAGAAUUAUGCUUGUUACAUGAUUUUGGAUCUAUUGAUUAAAAUGGGAUACUAUAGUCUUGAAGUCCACCGGAUUUGACCAGAGGUCAGAGAUCAACAAGGUUAUGGUUUGUUAUAAAAUAUCUUCUUGUAUGGGAUUUGAUGUUACAUCCGAAUAAUACUAAAUUAUUGUUUUUAACUCUGGGGUUGCCUAUAAACCUAAGGCAUUGUAACUUUGAGGAGUACUUUUCUCCAAGUCUUCUCUGUGGGGACCCUCAAACAAUUCUAUUAGACAAGGUUUGGCCCAAAAUAAUAAUGAUUACUGCACUUGGCAUGGACACAACAUAAGUUUUCCAAAGUUCUUUUUCAUAGCCGGUUCUUCAUGUUUUCAUUGAACAGCACUUUCAAGAAAACAAAGCUCACACAUCAGAGUAAAGAUACAUUAAAAGUUAUUUAUUGUUACAUUUUAUUUUUUGUAAAUAAACAUUUUAUUUUAGGUCCUGACAGUUAAUUCUUUCCGUAUUACUGUUUUUGAUUUUUAUGUAUCAUUUUCAAUGAGUCGUAUCUGACCUGCAUGACUCGCUGCCAUGGCUCGCUGGCUCGCAUAUUAAACACACUCUUUUAUCUCAAAAUCUUGUUUUUUUAACGCCUUCUUGGACAUGAAAACCAAAAACCAAAACUUAAUUGAUAUAAUGAAGACAGUAGCAGCUGACAUCGAUUUUCAGUAGUUAUCUUGUGAGAUUUCUCUCAAGUAUUAUUUAUUAGGGAGGAUGAUUUGUUGAAGACGAUGCAUUAACAUAGAUGCUUUUUCAUCAACAGAAUCUCAAUAAUUUAGGAUUUAUUCAAAUACACACAUAUUCGAUAUUAUGACAUCAAAUGUGGGUUUAUUGCUCAUGCACAGGGAUUGAUGGGGGAGAGUGUGGCAUUUUUCAUGUUUCAGAUUGACCUUUUGCACAGCACAGGGACUGAACAUAUUAUGUAAAGUAUAAACAAUAUUUGACGCGAGGGAUUGAACAUUAUGUAGAGAAAAUCUUCACAAGCCUCCACUUCCAUGACUCCUUCCUCAUCUAUCUCCUUUAAAGCCCCUUGAAUAAGGGCCACAGUCUCUUCUAUGGUUGAAUGGUCAUUGAGCGUGAGCUUCCACUCACAAGGUAUAUAAGCCCCCCUCCAACCUGUUUCCCUCUUACCCAUUUUUGAAAGCGUCAAAGGAGGGGCUUUUGUGGUGGGUAAGCCUGUGACCACACUACAAAGAAAGAAAAAAAACAUGUUUAAUUUUAUUGAGGCAGGGUUGAAUUUGGACAUUAAAUUUUUCAUUACAGUGGAACAUAAGGCGAACCGAAAGCAAUAUUUUGCCCUCAGAGCACAAAUAUGUCGUUCUGAAGAUAUUUAGCAUUUUGUCUUCCUGGUUCCUUUUCUCAGCUUUUUGGCACAAACGCGACAACAUGUUUGUAAUAUCUCCAGAUGUUUGUCUACAUUUUUGACGGAAAUCCUGAUCAAAAUAAAAGAAAUCAAUAUAAGAACCUACUCACACUGAUUUAAAACUCAUUCCACACACAUGAUCUGGAUCAAUAAAGUGAUUUCUAGGUGAGAGUCGCAUACAUUGCCGGUGAACACGACCAAAAACAGACCUGAUCGAUUAUAACUAAAACUACAUAGACAGACUAAGGCAUAACCAUCAAUAUCAGUAACCCUUCCUGUCCGUUGGCAAUUUUCAAUGUGUGGUUGCCAUUUUUACUAGGUUGUUGCCAUCGAUGAAACUUUGCCUGAACACACUUUACAUGUUGUAGUUUUGAGGAAAAUUAGUCUUGAUUUCGUAAAAAUUCGGCAAGAUACUGAAAACUAAACAUAAAGUCAUGUACUUACAUUCGAUGCCCGUCAAGAUGGCGGCGGCGGCGUCGAAGGCCAUUUGAAAACUGUCGCUUUUAACUACCGAAAUGUGGCCGGAAACUUCCCUUGACAUUCAAAAAGCAAGGAGAAGGCCUCUUCAUCGGUACUGCUAGCUCGGAAGUCCCGGUUAUUGAACAAGGAGACCUGGAACAGGCUUUGAAAAAAGCUCCCUUGUUUCUUGCGAUUAUUUUUUCCUAUUUUUGCGUGUUUUUAGCAGAACAAUGGAAUCAUGACGUCACCGCUUCUUCCAAAACUGGCAUACUCCCGAACUGUUGAACAUGUAUGAAUGUAAGUGCCGCAAAGCGCAAAGGUUUUUAUCAAGACUGAGAAUGAGCUCUCUCUUGGUUUCAUAAACUAAGUGACUGGUGUUGCAUAUAGAUGUAUUUGUUUUGCUUGGAAAGUUUCCGAUUUCAACAACGUGAAAGAAGCCUAUUAGAGGGACAUGAUUUUGACUAACUUCUUUAUAACCUAUGUUUUCCUUUUUACAGGAUAUUGAUGCGAGGAUUAUAUUCGCCUUUUUACAGAAGACAACGAGUGUGAUGUGUUUGGUAAUAAGCAAAGGGCAUAAAAGCGCAUAACUUUAAAAACUCACGAUAUUAGAGAGGUCUAGCACCACUUUCACACACCAAAUGGCAAAUAGCAAACGCCACUUGCUACGUACUAUUUGCUUCCCAAAUGAAAUGGAAACUGGGCGUAAUGCCAUCCAUCCAGCUAAGGCGGAUAUUAACCACAGUCUAUAAUCUAAGUCAAUUCCAUCAAUGAUUCGUGAGCGACAUGAAAUAAAACAAAGUGAAGUUGAAGCAUACAAUCCUUAAGUAUUUCACAACCAUCAAAAAGAAAAAAAAAAUUAUAUAUAGAUUUCCCCCCGUUUUUAAUGGACGUGAAAAUCUUAAACGGCAGGUGGGAGUGAAAAACAUUGAGAGGUCACAACAGUCUCAGUUAUCAGUUCCAACAUGUAAUAGUGCUGUUUUUCCGUGGUUUCUCUUUUAAAAGGUUUACAAGCACAAGUUGUAUGGUAAUAAGUACGGCUGGGUAGUCCACACUCCCGACGCGCAUGGAUGGUGGACAAGAACAUACCCUUUUCUUGACUGCACAGCUAGCCAGGUUAACGACGCAGCCGCAUAUACAAUUCAUAUUGACCAUCUUUAUUUAAGCAAGUCCAAAGAUCCAACUAUAUCUGGAUUGGUAAGUACGAUGCAUACAGGCGGGCUGCGUUGUUUUGUUAAUAGACGGUAUGCACGGUACCCGGCAAUUUUGCUCGCGCUUUUCAGGGGGGCCAACAAGUGAUAAAAUGUGCCAAUACCAGUAAUUAUUACGUAAUUUAUUGCUUGCUGCUAGGGCAUCUUAUGUCGCUACCGUAACCAAAAAUAGAAAUAAUAAUAAAAAAAAAUGAUCACUUCCACCCAUAAUUUACCAAUAUGGUCCUUAGUUUCUGUUGUUUUGAGAAUAAAAUAAUGAUAUUUAUAUUGAUAAUGAUCAUGAUCAUGAUACUGUUAAAUACUGGAAGGAAAAAGCCAUACAUGGAGAGUUUGCUCGGCAGACGUCGGAUGCAGCUAGAGAGGUGUCCUGGAGAUGCUCAAGAAUGUUUUUGUUGUUGUUGUUGUUUGUUUUGUUUUUAAGAAGGGAACAUAGGGCUCGAUCGUCGCUGCUCGCUGCUCGCUGCUCUAAAACAAGCUUUGAGAAAAAAUUGGGUCAAGCACAGCAUAGAUAUAAUAUAAGACAUUUGAGACACCACUGCGCAGAUUGUGUGUUGACUCCACUGAAAGAGUUUGGCAUAUUAUCAGAGGAAGCAGGAAGCUUGCCCAGAAGCGCCGCGACUAGGUUGGUACUAGAUAGGUUGGCCCUACGGGUACAAUGGGAGCUUUGCAGGAAGUAGGGGUUAAUAAUAAUAAUGUACCGACAAGUGGUACAACCAUCAACCCUUACUAAUUGCAGAGAUCAAAGAAGUGAGGAUAACUUGGGAUACGACUAUAUUUACGGACAAGCGACUGAAGCACAAUCGAACAGAUAUUACGGUAGCACUCAAAAUCACAGGAGUGGACAGUUAUCGACAUUGCUGUGCCAGCGGACCAAAAUAUCCUAUUUUAACUGAGGAGAAGGUGGAAAGGUAUCAAGACCAAGUUCUCGAAGAAUCCACUGACCCACGAUGCACCAAUCACGACUGGUAUUACUGUCACCCUACCAUGUCGAAGAAUGAAAAAGCUUGGUAUCGGAGGUUGGGUCUGCCUGGCAUUUUUGGAAGUGCACAGUUGUCAGCCAUCCGACUGAUCAUAUCCUGCGAAAAGUGUUGAAUUGUGUCUCUUAGCAACGGGAAGCUGAGUACCCUGAAAAUACACCAGACUACGACUUAUUGUAUUAGCAAAUUUUGCCACUUGUUUGCCCUGAGAAGUCACGUGACUUCGCUUUCAUCCCAUCAGUCUUUAAGCGAAUGCAAAGCGUUUAUCGUGAAUAAUGUCUAUUAACUCGCGAAGCAGCAAAAAUGAACGCUGUAGGCUUAACAAGAAUGUUUCAAAGCUCAAGAUAAUAUAGGUAGUUUUAACUAUUUCAUGUUUGGGAUUUGAAAUGCCUUACCCCUUUACACUGUAUAUAGCCAGGUAUGUCCCGGAUGCUAAAAAUGGCGAUUUUAAAGCUGGAUUGUUGCUGCGAUCAACACCUUAAAGUGAACUUUACGCUUUUCUAAUAAGUUUUUCAUUUUUGCUGCAGUUAUAGUUAAACUAGGCAGUUCACCGUUCUGUCUGGUUGAAAUUAAAUUUCUUUAAUUGUAAACAGUCGAUCCAAAAAGUCAGUAAUGGAGCGUGAUGUUUAUUGUGUACCUCAAAUCAUUAUCAUUAUUUUCUUUUAUUUAACAGACUCCACGACAGUUUUUAGAUAACUAUGAAGCAUUUUCAAAACGUAAGAACACUUCAGUUUCCCACUAUGGACCUUUUGGUUUUGAUGCUGCGUGGCUGGUGGCACUUGCAAUAAAUAUGUCAAACGGUGAAUCGUCAAAUGUUCAACUACUUGACAUAAAAACAGAUUAUUCGUCAUCAGAUAUGAUCAAGAAUAGCCUGCUGAAAACGAACUUUAAAGGCGUAACGGUUAGUAUUUUUAAACUGAAAUGAGGUUUUCCCGAAUAGCUAUCUCACCUUCGGCGGAUUAAUUUAAUGAACGUUCCUAAAUAGAGCAAGUGGUCCGGUUGCCUUAGAGAUCUAUUGACAACUCUAAUGCGCAAGAAUACUUAAUAAGUAAAGAAAGUCGAAGAGUUUGUUGAGGAAUUUACAUGACCUGGGACCUAGUAUACUACUUACGAAUUACUAGUUUGUGAUACUAUAAAAGCAUGAUAUGUAAAUUUCUUACUUCUUUCUUUUGAAUUUGAGGUGUAAUGUUUUUACAGGGAGAAGUUCAACUUCAAAACAAUGGAGACCGAACUGGAAUGUUUGAAGUCUUUCAAAUACGAGGUAAACUUCGGCCUGUCAUUGUUUUCCUUCCUCUUCCUACAAAUACAACAAAUUGCAACCAUGUUGAUGUAAUUGAUCUACUUUACCUUAGUUGUAACUAUGGACAAAGUUUUGCUCAGGUAUACUGCAUACGUCAACCAUUAGGCAGGUAUAAAGAGGCCAAGGAAAAGAUAAUUAAUUCCGAAUAGAUUCUUAUAUGUUGCCGUGCGUCAGUUCAGCAAAAGAUCGCUGAUGACGUCAAAAUGUGGGAAGGACAGGAAAAUGGCACACGAGCCACAGGCAAAUGGGUCAACGACUCAUCACAGCGUACGUAAUAUUCACUUCAUUGUAUAAUGGAUUAUGCUUUCCACAUUUGUGUGUAGGAAAGGAUCUUGAAGUCAUUGCCCUUUAUGAUGCUUUAAACGCAGACAAUCUUACUUACUACGGUAACAUGAAGUUCAAAUGGAGAGGUAAACACCCAAAACAACGGAAAAUUCGAAAGAUCUUUCUGAUAUUAAAAAACAUUUUAAAACAAUUUUUUUUUCAGACUAAAUCAAUUCAGGCAUCCACCAUCCCUUCGUAAGGAGUAAGGGGAAAGGAGUGAUUGUCUCAUCUGAAUAGUGCGAUAGCUAUGAAGUUUUAUUUCUAUACUUCUGUCUGCUUUGUCCUCAUGAUCGCACUAAAAAAAGCCAUGUUCAUUUAGAUUAACAAAAUAACAUAAUAAAAUGCAAAAAAUGUAAAAAUACAACAUCUUUUUUAUCAAAUAAAAAAUUAACAAUAAACAAACAAAUUUUAAUAGUAUAAGAAAAAGCCUUCUUUAAGAACUUCCCAGUUGCUUUUCUUUGUGACGAUAACAGACUUGCUUUCAGUAGAGUUAAGGAAUUAUCUGAUAUAUGUUUUUGACCUUUCGGGUUAAGUUUAAUUCUUCUUACUUUUUUUCUCCGCUGUACACAGAUGGCAGGUCACCAAGGGAUCAUAUCGUAUACAAGGCUAAAUUAAUCCAACUGUCGCGAGGAAAUUUUAUCGUGAUAUGCGUCUUGUGCAGCUUGGGAAUUAUCCUUUGUCUCGGGUUUUUACAUUUUAAUAUUAUGAACAGAACAAAAAGGUGAGGCAAAAAAGGAAAUAGCUAGAAUUAACUAUAAACAUUUUACUUCAAUUGCAUGUGAAGCUUAAAAUGCAGAAGAUCUACUAACUGGUGACCAAGUAAAGAAGUUCCAUAUUCGAGCCACGAGAAGUUUUAACAGGAACAUUGAGGACAGUACCAACGGCAUCCUAAUUGCUUGCUGUUUUUUGUUUGUUUGUUUUCCUUUUUCUAUGCUUGUGGUGAAUUUCAGUUGAUGGUCAUCGACUUUUAAGAUAGUGAAAAUAGUAUUUGCAGUUAGUCUUAAAUAUUAAAUUCCAUGCUUUGGAAUGCGGGUUCCAGGUACUGCAAAACUAGCAUUCUGAUUUUUGGCGGGAUUCCGAGUUCCUAAAGCUGAAGUCUGAAUUCCAAAACCCGGUUUCAGGAUUUCACACACACCUGUCCAAGACAGACUGAUUCAAUGCCUGUCCUGCAGGAGUCGGUCUUAGAAAGGAGUAGUAAUCUGUAUUCGAUUUGCUUGUUAGACAUUACAUUACCGAGUCUGCAUACUAUCACUCUAACGAAGCGAGAGCACAUGAAAGUUUCAUACCAGCAUCGUAAUCUCAUGCCUUCCUUUGUUCUCGUUCCCAUUUCACUUUACACUUUUAUUUCAGGUGCGUUAAAAUGUCAAGUCCUAACAUCAAUAACGCAAUCAUUGUGGGUUGUUUUCUGGCAUAUUGUUCGGCCAUUCUCUUUGCUGUUGAUGGCGACAAACUUACCAAUCUCAUUUGCAAGGUAUCUUGCUAAUGACUAUAACUUGCUAUCGAUUAAACGAUAUACAUUGCAACACAACUAAGUCAACUAAACAAUUAGUGAAAUCAAUGUUUUUUUUUUUAGGGAAUAAGCAUGAAUCGAUGGAUCUACGGUUUCUUAUUAUUACGAGUAACAACGCUAAGGGACAGAAUAAGCCUCAUCUGAAGUUAACCAAAAAGAUAUGAAAAAAACGCAGGCUGAGGUCAUAUCAUGAAACAUCACCAGUAUAACAAGAUUGUGUGUCUUUCGCUCUUUGUGAAACGCUGGAUAUGGCCAAAAGGUUGAAGUUUACAACAUGAAAUUAAAAAUAAAUGAAAAUAAAAGUAAGCGGGCUAACAGAAAAACAAUCAUCUGUUCAUUAACAUACUUCAUCCUAUAGCAAACAGACCGUUUUCUCACGGGCGGUCUUCAGCUAUAGAAAUUUCUUGGAACAAAAUAAAGUUCUUACAGAGAGGAGAAUUCAAACCCUACAGGAUUUUCUGGGUGCAGCAAGAUGCUCACCAUUUAAUUGUUUUGAUACACAAAUAUGGCCGUCGUGACGUCAUGCCGUAAAAGUCAUAGACCAUUUUUCACUCAAUAGAUCAGCAGCUAACAAAAUUUAUUAACACAAAGUUUUCUUUUUACAUAAGAGAAAGGACUGGUCUGGAACAUCAACUUGGCGGGGUACUUAUUUUCAGUUAACCUGCUAAAUUUUGAAAAAAAAAAAACAAACAAAAAACAUGAACAAAUAUUAUAUUUUCAGGCAAGAGUCAUAACCUUGGAUAUUGGUUUUACCGUCGCAUUUGGGUCGUUGUUCUCAAAGACAUGGCGUGUUCACAGAAUUACAAGGAAAAUCAAAGUUCGAAGACGGGUAAAUAUUUGCCGCUGUUCAUUUUAAAACCUUUAUCUAAUUCAAGAAAGUUUCCUUUAAGACUGUUAUUAUAGGCACCUACUUUAGGAACUCCUAUAUGAAAGUGACGGGGAUGCUCGUCGUCCCGCUUUGGGGUGUAAAUUGCAGAUUUAGGUCUCAGUUAGGAUGUUUGGGAUGGUAAGUUACUACAUUUGCCCAUUCAGGUAUCGCAUAGUACUGUGCAUAAAGAAAUUUACAAAAAUGCACAGACCACACAGAAAUCUCCCUUAAGGGUCAGUUUUAGCUUGAGCCACACCCACAUUGGUCAAUUUCAAUUUUCCGACAAGCACGACGAGCAUCCCCCAUCACUUUUAUAUAGGAGCCCGCCCACCCACCAAGGUAUUAAUAUUUUGCGGGGCGGAGAAUACAGCCGGUGACACAUACAGUAGAAGGUUGACUUUUUCAUGCUGUCAUUUCGCGUUGCUGUGUCUGCUUUUUCGUCGUCGCUAAUCUUCAAUCCGUACGUUCUUAAACCUGCAAGGAUAACCAACGGGGUCUGUUGGUUAAUUCAGAUUAAAUUCUCCGCGCGCAAUAUUUAAUUUUUCAUAUACAGGUGAUAAAAGACAUCCAUUUGUUUGGUAUGAUCUUCGUCUUUCUGUUUGUUGAUAUCGUACUUAUAAUCGUGUGGACAAUAAUGGAUCCCUUACGGAAAGACGAGAUGUUUCUUGCAGACAAGGUACUCUUCUUUAUACAUGACAAUGUUAAUUUUUAUCUGUAUAUAAAGCUGAACAUAAAUCGAAUUGUGGGAGAAUUUUGUUGCAUAUAAUGAACUGUAUUUCACUAAAUUUUGGACAAACAAACAAAAAAACAAGGCAACAGAGAAAAAAUGCAAAGCCAAACAAUGAAGUCACGCUGCACUGUGAUCAAAACCCAGGUUCAUGGUACAUCUUAACAAGCACGACUAGAGGCCUCGCUUUGUUAGAAAACAACGAACAAUAACAAUCAAAUGAAUUUGCUCUCCAUAUAAGAGGGGCGCCUUGAAAAAAGAGGUACAAUGGAAAAAAAAAAACAAACAGGCAGAACGUGAUUUUAUGUACUAGUAAUAAAAUUAAACUACGAAAUCAAGGAAUGUGUUCCAGUGGACGUAAAUGUCGGUUGCUGAAGCUCAGAAAACCAAUUUUCUACGUGGGGAAUAAAGAGCGACAUAUAUAGCAAGAAUUUUAAUCAGACUUACUAACGACAUAAAUUUACUAUUUAAAAGCAAUUCAUUCACUUUGUAGGCAGAGGAACUCCAUGCGGAUGUAAUUUACAGACCUGUUGUUUCUCAUUGCACGACAAACAAACCGUUCGUUUGGCUUUUGGUGGUGUAUGGUUUUAAGGGCAUUCUUCUCAUAUUUGGCCUAUUUCUUGCUUGGGAAACUCGCAAAGUCAAAAUAGUCACUCUCAAUGAUUCUCACUACAUUGGCAAGUACAAGUUAUAGUGAUAGGUAUUAAUUCAUGGGGGCGCCAUGAAAACAAGAUUUAAAAAAAAAUCCAUGCCAAAAAUUAGGCUUUUAGUGGAAAUUAGUGGGGAGAUAUAAGCAGCUUUUUGCUCUGAUAACUCCAUUCGAAACUUUAAUAGGCUCGGAUCGAAACUUAUACAAUCCAGGACUAAUUAUUUUACAAGGAUUUGUAUGGAGUAGAAGACUGAUUUUUACCAAGUAAACAUUUUCCUUGUUCUUUCUGGAUAUGCCAGUCUAUCCCCUUAUUUCACAAAUUUAGUUUUUGUGUCGUCAUCACUUCUCUCUAUUAUAGUUUCAUAAAACUUGAUUGAUAAAGGUAUCCAUUAUGCACAUGUGACUUCGGCAAUUCGUAUGAUAAUCGACUACUUGAAGCCCACAUUUGAUUUCCACAAUGCUUAAAAUACGUAUUAUUUUUUAAAUAGGUAUGGCUGUGUACAAUGUCUUCAUUGUCUGUGCGAUAGGCGUUCCAGUUGCCCUAUUUGGCCACAGAAGUCAUCAGUAUGAAUUUUGCUUCUACGUCAUAACCAGCUGCAUUGUAUUUUGCACAACUUUGACCUUGUGCCUUGUCUUCGUUCCAAAGGUGUGCUUUUAACUAGAGUGCCAGUUACAUGUACUUGAGAGCCAGUUAUUUGUGCUCAAGAAAAUGCAGCUGAAUUUAAUUUUUUUCAAAAUUUCAAGCAAAGAAAACAAAAACACAAGAAAAUAAGUAUAAGUUCAGCCUUACAGGAGUGCUAUAAAUGUUCAUUUUGAUGCCUUCCAUGGAUUCCUGUUAGUGAUGCCCUUGUCAUUCAUGUAAAAUUUUCUCAAUAGCGUAAACACUCUGAAUUAAUAUUAGAGGCUGUUAAUCUUUUAUCGUUUUAUUUUAUUUCAAAUUCUGUUUUGUUUUUAUUUUUUGGCAGAUGAGAACGUUGAAGAAAAGAAACAGCGAAGAAGUAUGUGGCAGAUUCCCAACCAAUCACGUGAUACGCGGGAAUGAGGAGCUUGAUGUCCGCCUAGAGGGCCUUCCUAACAUUGAACUUCAAGAAGAGGUUAAACGGCUUAAAAGUCUGUUAGAAGAGGUAAAAACUGUGAUUAGUUCGCCUAUUGGCCAGUAA
This is a messenger RNA of Porites lobata, 16256 nucleotides long. The record is from the annotation of a GenBank genome assembly. Lineage: Eukaryota; Metazoa; Cnidaria; Anthozoa; Scleractinia; Poritidae.